AUGAAAGUCGCAUCUUUUAACAUCCAGAAGUUUGGAAAAAACAAAGUGUCAGACCCGGAUGUCCUCAAUAUCCUGGUUAAGAUUGUGUCCCGAUAUGACAUCAUCGUGAUCCUGGAGGUCGUGGACAUCAGCGGAGAGUCAGUAAAAACCUUGAUGGAGGCACUCAACAAAUCCAACAUGAAGCAUCACUACACUCUGAAGAUCAGCAGUCGUCUGGGAAGAACGCGCUACAAGGAGCAGUUCAUGUUCCUGUACAGGGAUGACAUGGUGGACCUGGUGGGCUCCUAUCAGUUUGAUGACAAGGCGACUGAGGGCGAAGACGUUUUCGCCAGGGAUCCCUACAUCCUGCGAUUCAGAUGCCUCAACACAGUGCUGAAGGAUCUGGUGUUGAUCCCAGUUCACACCAAACCGGAAGACUCGGAGACCGAGCUGGACGAGCUCUACGAUGUUUUCCAGCACGUCAAGAAGAAGUGGAGAACUGAUAACGUGAUGAUCCUGGGUGACUUCAACGCGGACGGCUCGUACGUCUCCAAGAAAGACAUGAAGAACAUCCGUAUCCGUACCGACAAGAACUUCCACUGGCUGAUUGGGGAUGAUGUCGACACCACAGCGAGCACCAAAAACAACCACACAUACGACAGGAUUGUGAUCUACGGAGACGACAUGCUCCACGCUGUCGUACCAAACUCUGCCAAACCCUUCAACUUCCACCGAGCAUAUGGACUCACUGAGGAGCAGGCGCUGAAUGUGAGCGACCAUUACCCUGUGGAGGUCGAGCUCAAGAAAAAACCCUCCUGA
Scomber scombrus (Atlantic mackerel) is the source of this 798-nucleotide messenger RNA. RefSeq names its product deoxyribonuclease gamma-like. NCBI's taxonomy places the organism in Eukaryota, Metazoa, Chordata, Actinopteri, Scombriformes, Scombridae. The record is from RefSeq and is a predicted model, not a curated record. Bases 1 to 798 code for a protein of 265 amino acids. Gene Ontology annotation, biological process: DNA catabolic process. Gene Ontology annotation, molecular function: DNA nuclease activity. Gene Ontology annotation, cellular component: nucleus. The transcript has 9 exons.